Messenger RNA from Stylonychia lemnae, 1164 nucleotides. Lineage: Eukaryota; Ciliophora; Spirotrichea; Sporadotrichida; Oxytrichidae. The record is from the annotation of a GenBank genome assembly.
AUGAAGUACAAUCUCAGUCAAAGAAAACCUGUAGUCCUUGAGUGUGGAGAUUAACUUUGCGAGAGUUGUCUCAAAUCAUUGGUGAUGCCCCAAGAUCCUGAGCAUUUUAAAUGUCCUUUUGAUGAGGAAGAACUUGACUUUCCAAAGAGAUUUUUAUAUAACAAGUAAUUAUUGAAACAGCUAGAGAAAAUAAGUGGUAACGAUGACAAAUUAUGCAUUCUUUGCGUUGUUCAUGAAGAUCGUGAGUGUGGCUUUACCUGUUCAAAAGAAAAUAAAAUGCUAUGCAGUGAUUGUUUAUUUGAUCAUUUUGAUCACAAAGAUAAGAUCACUAAAAUUGAGUGGGAUUAAGUGAGGAUUAAGCUAUAAGAAAAAUUGAAUACUAUCGAAAAAAUGCAAUAUGAUGUGAGCGUUGGAGCUAAAUGGAUUAGAGACAUUACAACCAAUGAUCUUAUCUUAAAUUCCUCUGAUUAUGAGCAAACUUAUGCUAAAAUAUCAAAAUUAACUGAUAUCAUUGAGCUUGCAUUAUCUGACAAGGAAUAAAAUAUUGAAGGCUAAAAUGACAAUAUCAAUUAAAAGAUUAAAUCAGAAUCUCCUCAGAUUCAAGUUAAAAGACAAGGAUUCUUAUCAGAAUCUCAAAUACUUAGUAAAGAUGGAGAGUUUGAUUACGUUAAAUCCUUAUUCAAAGAUUCAAAGCCCUAUUCAAAAUUGUUGUAUAGAGGAACAACAGAUGGAAUGUACUGUCAUAUUUUCCAUGCUAAAUGUGACAACAAAGGACCCACAGUAACAUUAGUAAAAAGUCAUCACGGGAAGAUUAUGGGAGGGUUUACUGAGAUAUCAUGGACAUGCCCUUCUGAGCAGAAAUUACUCUUUGACAAGAGAGCCUUUGUAUUCUCUGUUACUCAUAAAACCAAGCAUCCAGUUGCCCAGAUAGUUGGUUACUCAAUUACUCAUGAUCCUGAAUACUUGCCAGUGUUUUGUGGAGGAUUUGGAAUCAGCAGCAACUGUAAAAUUUCAAUGAGAUCAAAUAUUGGAAUAAGUAAUUUGGGAGCAAUUUACAGUUGCCCUCCAGGCAUGAAAUAUCUUGAGCCCUAGACAUAGGCUUAUCUCGGUGGCUCUUAUGAAUUUAUUGUUGAUGAGAUUGAAGUAUUCAGUGUUUAUAACUGA